UAUAUGGAGUUAGGGCAUACGAGAAACUCGGCACUAUAAAUAAAUCGAAAAUGAGAGCCAAAACGGUUAGGGCGUAAACGAAGAAACGAAGCCGAAGAAGAGGGCUCUUCUUUCGUGGAGAAGAAUAAUACUAAUCUUAUCCUUAUUCUUAUACCAAGAUGGAUCGGUACCAGAAAGUGGAGAAGCCAAGGGUUGAGACACCUAUUGAUGCGAAUGAGAUUCGGAUUACUAGUCAGGGGAGGAUGAGAAGCUAUAUCACUUAUGCUAUGACCUUGCUUCAGGAGAAAGAAUCAGAGGAGAUUGUGUUCAAGGCAAUGGGCAGGGCAAUCAACAAGACUGUGACAAUUGUGGAAUUGAUUAAGAGGAGAAUUGUUGGUCUUCACCAAGUAACGUCUAUUACAUCCACUGAUAUAACUGAUACAUGGGAACCCCUUGAAGAAGGCCUCCUACCUCUCGAGACCACCAGGCAUGUAUCAAUGAUCACAAUUACUCUCUCCAAAAAGGAGCUGGAUAAGAAUGCUGUUGGGUACCAACAACCAUUGCCAGCAGACCAGGUGAAAGUGUCAACAGAUUUUGAUUAUGAUGGAGAAGGAUCUCCUAGUGGUGGACGAAGAGGCCGCGGUGGUAGAGGAAGGGGAAGGUCCAGAGGCUUUCCAGGAAAUGGAUUUAUGCCGGCUGAGUAUGAUGAUGGUGGGUAUGAUCGCAAUCGGAGCUAUGGUAGGGGUAGGGGUCGAGGCAGAGGUCGUAGCUUCCGUGGCCGUGGAAGGGGAGGGUACAAUGGUCCACAGGAUGCCCAGCAAGAUGGUGGCUUCUACAAUCAAGAAGCUCCCAUGCAGGGACGAGGCCGUGGCCGUGGAAGGGGAACUCGUGGUAGGGGACGUGGAUUCAGAUCUAAUGGGCCGAUCCAAGGUGGUGGUGCUUAAAUUGUCAAGCUUGAAGAAUACAGAGAUUAUGUGCUAUGAGUGCCUGCUCCAUGUUCUAUGUUUUUCAUUCCUUAGUUACUCCGUGUUAACAGUAGGUUAUCUAUCUGUAAUCAGAGUAGACUAAUUAUAGAUUUCAGGACCGCCCGUAUGUGGUGAUGCUUUUUUUUUCUUUGUUUUUCUUGAUAUCUUCUAUCUUUAUUCUCUGCUUGAUUAGGUGGUUGGUCAAGUGUAAUUUCGUUAGUGAGCAGCACAUUCUUUGAUUUGUCUUUGUUUGUUGAAAUGUUCAGUGUUGAUCUUGUUCGUAAA
Solanum stenotomum is the source of this 1229-nucleotide messenger RNA. RefSeq lists its product as uncharacterized. Gene Ontology annotation, molecular function: RNA binding. Bases 159 to 923 code for a protein of 254 amino acids. The transcript has 9 exons. NCBI's taxonomy places the organism in Eukaryota, Viridiplantae, Streptophyta, Magnoliopsida, Solanales, Solanaceae. The record is from RefSeq and is a predicted model, not a curated record.